GAACAGUUGUAGCUGUUUUAGGAAAAGAAGGCGACUCAAGUAAGUUUGAGGUGGAGGAGUAUUCAUUUGUUGACUUGCCAGCACAGAUACCUGCUGCACCACCCGAACAGGACAGGUUUGUACUGCUGGCGUCUGGACUAGGAGUUGGCCAAGCAGGUCAACACCUAAUGAAUCUACAGAUGAUGGUUGACAUGGUAACCGGUAACCUAGGUGAUGUUAAUGAUCAGAAGAUGACUGCAAACAUUGUGCGAAUCAUCAUUGCCGGUAACAGUCUAAGCGUUAAAAAUCAGGAUAAAGGCGCUAUGACAAUGGCCAAGUACUUGACUAGGAAUACAUCUCCAAUCAGCAGUGCUGCCGUCAAGAACCUGGAUGAUAUUUUGGCACAAUUGGUGAGCUCUAUACCAGUUGAUGUAAUGCCAGGGGAGCAGGACCCUGCUAACUUCACCCUCCCCCAACAGCCCCUUCACCGGUGUAUGUUCCCUCGUGCGAAAGUCUACUCAUCUUUAAACCUGGUAACCAAUCCUUACGAGGCAUCAAUAGGCAGUUUUAGAUUCUCGGGUACUUCGGGGCAGAAUGUUGAUAGUAUUUACCGCAUCACGACGAUAGAUGACCGAAUGGAGAUCCUAGAAACGACGCUAAGGGCUGGACAUAUGGCGCCAACUGCACCUGAUUUGUUAGGUUGUUAUCCAUAUUUCAACAAUGACCCUUUCAUCUGUACCACCUGCCCCCAUGUCUAUUUCGCUGGAAACCAGCCAAAGUUUCAAACCAAAAGAUUAACAGAUUCUUUAGGCAAGAAGAUUACGCUGAUAUGUAUCCCAGAAUUCCACUCUACCCAUACAUGUGUACUGCUUAACCUUCGAACUAUGGAAUGUCAACCUUUGACUUUUGAUAGUGACAUAGUGGAGGAACCGUGUGAUAUUGAAAUGGCGGAUGAGGAUGCAGUUGAGAAGUGAUCAGUUAGGCUUCCAAUGUCAAAUACAAAUAAAGCCUUUGUUGAGCUAAUAAUGUUUCAAUAUAUUAAUACCUUAGCCACGAGGUUAUGCAGACCUGGGGCGAAUGCAGGAUUUGGUGGUAAGGGGUGUGUGUAGUGGGGUAUAUGAGAGUCCACACUACCUCAGCCUCACAGGUUGGGGCUGAAGUUAGAAAAUUGCACUCUCAUCAUAGCAGAUAUAAUUUCAAUUAUUUUCAUAUCAACAACACAAUAUUUUUUUCUUGAUACAAUUUAGGGGUGUGCAAUCACACUGUCUGCUACACCCCCUGCAUUCACCCCAGCAGACCCUAUUUUGAGUAACUCCCAUAUUUCAAAAACAUGCAUCUACUUAAAAAUAAGUACAGUACCACAUAUUUUUAGGUAUUCAUUAUUUAAUGUACAGUUCACCCAGUGACAAAAAAUACUCUGAUGCUUAUAACCGCCAUGAAAUUGAGUAAUGCUAUCAGCAUUUGUGACUGGCUACUACAGUAUAUGAGUUAGCGAAUGCCACCAAGCGCAAGAGUCCAGGGACUUCAAGUUGAAAGCAAUCCCUUUCGGCCGCUCUGGUUAAAUGAACGUUCGUAACUGUGCGAGACAAUUUAUAAAACUGUAGUAUAAAAGCAUGAAAAUAUUAUGAUUUUGCGGGUGAUUGGUUAUUUUCCGGGAGAUUUUUGUUUGCUAACGAGAUUGCGGAAGGCUGUCCCGACUUUCAGGAAACUACUGUACUGUAAAUAUGAUUGUU
Messenger RNA from Anneissia japonica, 1712 nucleotides. Its product is annotated as DNA polymerase delta subunit 2-like. The record is from RefSeq and is a predicted model, not a curated record. Lineage: Eukaryota; Metazoa; Echinodermata; Crinoidea; Comatulida; Comatulidae. Gene Ontology annotation, molecular function: DNA binding. Gene Ontology annotation, cellular component: delta DNA polymerase complex. Gene Ontology annotation, biological process: DNA strand elongation involved in DNA replication; DNA replication.